This is a messenger RNA of Dama dama (fallow deer), 5163 nucleotides long. It is a transcript of the gene FAM167A, whose product is annotated as family with sequence similarity 167 member A. The transcript is spliced from 6 exons. The record is from RefSeq and is a predicted model, not a curated record. Lineage: Eukaryota; Metazoa; Chordata; Mammalia; Artiodactyla; Cervidae. Bases 1786 to 2421 code for a protein of 211 amino acids.
AGAGUGCUGAGAAUUCACCGUAGCACGAGAGAAAGGGAGGCAGAAGCCGACUCAGCCCCGAAGCCGGGGCCAGAGGCUGCGGAGGAGCUGGGAGCCCGCUUCGAAAGGAGAAGGCGGGGACCUGGUGACACCCCGCGAGGGGCCUCGGAGCGCACGGGAAGGUGUGGACAAGGGAGCUCUGAGUGAUAGCCUGAGGUGCAGCCAUUAGCACAGGACUUGCAAACCAAACUUCACUGGGAGAAACGCCUGAGAGCGCGGGUGCUCCCCACACCAGCUUUGACCAAGACCAGGAAUACAGAUGAGCUGGGAAAGAUGAUCUGUGCAGGGCCAAACCAGCAGUGUCCCCGCCUGCUUCGGUCACCAUGGCAACCUUGGAGGAGAUGCGGAAACUGAGGCUCAGCAAGCCUGGAAGCACCUACAGCUGAGCAAUCUGAUUCCAAGUCUUGUGCUUCUGUCUCAAGACCUAGUGGUUCUCAACCCUGGUCCUCUCAGAUCACGCGGGGAGCUUUGAGUUGAUGCCUGAGUCUGGUUAUAGACGAACUGAACCAGGACCCCUGGGACAGGCCUGGGACUCAUGUUGUGGAGGUUCCUCAGAGGAUUCUCAGCUGUGUGACUGGAGGUGAGAACUAGGUUUCUCUGCCAUCAGUAGGGGGAAGAUUUCUUUGCAUCCCUGGAGCCAGGGGCAGUACAUCCCUCUGGUCAGAUGCCAUCUCAGGAAGGGGUUGCAGGAACCGUCCAGAGAGACAGCAGGCUCUGCUCUUGAAUAAUUCCAAGCCCAGGCGUGAAAUGAGCCCACAGCCUCCCUAGCGGCCCAGCCCUCACACCAUCGCCCCAUGCCUGGUUCCCAUCACCCUAGACACACAAUCACAGCUCUUAGUUUCAGCUUUCCUCCUUAGCCACAUCCAGGUCAAUACAAAUCUCUUCAUUCCCUACCUUUUCCAUACCAAGUGUCCUCUCCGGGCUGAAGAUGUCUUAUUGUUUUUUUUUCUCCCCCACGUAAGCUUUAUCUUGGACGUUGUUCCAUACCAGUUCAGUCUUUGGCCCAACUGCAUGCCCUCCCACAGAUUUUCAAAACUCACCCUGAAAACCAAGGACUCCUCUUCUCUGCUGAAGUGAAAGCUCUCCCACUCUGAUGGCCCACCUCCACCUGCCCAGACCCUGUGGGACAUGGAGGCCGGGAGCCCGGGGCCUGCUUGUGCCUCAGUAACUUCCCUGACUCCCUGUGAUGGGGCAAGGGCCUGGCUCUCACCUGCUCCGUGGGGGUGGGAAGGCCAAGCCGGAUCGGAGAACUGAAGCCCCAGCCCGGGAGCUGCUGCUGUGUGGGCAUAUUAGGUGAACGUGAGAACCAUCUUUGCAGGAGGUUCCACACCAGCCAGCAGCUUCCCGCCGCCUGCCCUUCCUGCGAAGGGGACGGGGUCCGUCCUGCAUCCCCACUGGAGUCUGAUCUGCCUGCCCCUCCAGCACUGAUAGAUCUUCUUGGCAAAGCUGCCCCCAAAGAUUCCUGCUAAUGCUUGUCUGUUCCUGCUCUUGCAAAGCAUGGCGCCCACAGCGCUCCAGGAAGCCUCUUAAGCCCUGAACGUCGGCAGCUGCUCCAGAGGACGCUGUGUAGGUCCCCUCCGCCCGCUCUGGACUCCAGGAGCCGCGCCCUUCCUAGCGAUGCCCUCGGGAGCCUCGGCCCCCACUGGAUGAGACCCCUCCAGAGCAGGACCCGACCUUGCUGCCCACCAAGAAUCCCUCGGCACCCUCCACCACCUCUCAUGUCUGGCUGUCCGGGCAGGUUCUAGAAUGUCUGUGCCCCAGAUCCAAGUAGGAGAAGGGGCCGGUGGGGAAGAAGGGCCGGCAGGAACGACCCCACCUCCAGAUGACCACCUCCGGAGCCUGAAAGCCCUCACGGAGAAACUGAGGCUGGAGACCCGCAGGCCUUCCUACCUGGAGUGGCAGGCCAGGCUGGAGGAGCAGACGUGGCCCUUCCCAAGGCCGGCGGCCGAGCAGCGGGGCUCGGCGGAGGAGGAACCCUCGCUCCUGCGAACCAGAGCACUCAGGCCGCGUCCCCCAUCUAGUGGGAGGGCUAACCAGGACGCCGGGCCCCCGCCCACUGGCAAGCUGGAGGGCUUUGAGAGCAUCGACGAAGCUAUAGCCUGGCUCAGGAAGGAACUGACGGAGAUGCGGCUUCAGGACCAGCAGCUGGCACGGCAGCUCAUGCGCCUGCGCAGCGACAUCCAAAAGCUGAAGAUCGAGCAGACCUGCGACCUCCACCGGCGGAUGCUCAACGACGCCACCUACGAGCUGGAGGAGCGGGACGAGCUGUCCGACCUCUUCUGCGACGCUCCCCUCGCCUCCUCCUUCAGCCUUUCUGCACCACUCAAGCUCAUCGGGGUCACCAAGAUGAACAUCAACUCCCGCAGGUUUUCUCUGUGCUGAGAAGCCCAGGACGGGGCGGUGGAGCCAGAUCGAGGGUUUGGGAGGUGGACCGGGGAUGUAGGAAGGGAGCUGAGGCCCAGCUACCCCAGGGGGUCUCUCUGGAGGCAGGGUGUCCCCAGGACAAGUGCUCUCGGAGCCCAGCUGUGGAGCCCAGUGUCCCCAUGCCUGACCCUGGUUUAAUGCCCAGAGUCCUGCAGAAGGGCUGCUCCAUCCGAUGUUCAGUGAGACCUGGGUACCCCACGCACACAUCUCAUCCGCCCACUUGGUAACCCAGAUUCCUGUUUCCUGGAAUCACUGGUGCUAUGACCUGGGAACCCAAAGUGGGGGGUGGGGGCAAAGCUGUGAUUCUUGCAGAAGGCUUCCCCAAGGACACCGAACCCCAGAAGGGAGGCAUUAGAUACGUCAGCCGCGCCUAUUGUGCUCUGAGGCUCACUUCACCCUAAGUGGCUGACUCAGCAACCUCAACAGGGACCCACCAGCAAAGGAAAAUCAAAAAGAAUAACAGGUGGCACUUGGGAAAGCAGGCCCCACCUGCUGCCAGCGCCCUGGGCAAGGUCUUGGACCUUGGCCCCACAGAUGCCAGGUAAACUGUUUCCGGUAUGUGGGGUCCUGCCAGUGUAGCCGGGGUAGAACAGGCAAGGCUGUUGCCCGCUCUGGCUACACACACCAGUCCCAACCUCCAAAGAACCCCUUUGCUGCCACCCCACAAGCUGGCCUUGGUAGGGCCUAGGGGUGGGCUUCCCCAGGGGGACCAGCAGAGGCCUCCUGGUGGCUUCUGACACUGUCACCUCCACACCUUCGUGCCCUCCGCAGAAGCUCUCCCCGAGCUGCCUCUGAGCUUCUGUGCCUGAUUGAAACGCCUAACUUUAACUGAAUCAGACUGUUACUAACCUAUGGCCAGCUUGUUUAUAACUGCUUGAUUUUUGCCCAAAUGGCGAACCAGUGGGUAGGUCAAGUUUGACAGAGGUUCAGGGUUUGGUUUUAAAAGGUUCUGCCUAAGGACAGGUGGGGGGGGUCAGCAAGGUAAGGAUGAGACCUCCACAGUUUGGGAAGUUAACCUAGUGGAGCGCCCUGUGCCUGGGGGUUCUGGGUGUUUGACCCAAAGUCUUUGAUCCUUCUAGCCAAGCCCUCUGGUUCAUAGAGGAAUAAAAGAGGCUAGUGGAGGAGCCCCCCCCACCCCCGCCAGGCUCCUCAGUGGCUGUAGAAUAUGGAUGUGUUAAUUAUAAUCAUUAUUAAUAAUGCCUGCACCAAUCAUGUAUCAAUGAACUUGAAUUCCAAAGAUGGUACUAAGGCUUUGCCAAACCACGAACUGCCAACCUCUCUACUCUCCGCCUCACUCAACUCUGUCACCUCCCAAGUUAAAAUUCUGCUUGCCGUCAGCAUUCCGUCAUCGAAGUGAGGGGUCCUGUUGCUCUGUCUUUCAUGCUUCGUCUUCCUGUAGAGUUUUAUCAAAGCCCAUGCAUACUUGCACACACACACACACCAUGACCCAUGCUGGGGCAAGGUUGGUUUCCUCUUGUGGGCUGGGAGUAGGAGUUUGUAAAUGAUUGGUCCCUGGUUAGAGGAUGAUUUGGUGUUUCCUUGUGAUUUCUAACAGCCAGAGGGUUUAUGCUUCCCUCAAAGAUGCUACAACCACCUAGCCAAGGUCUGUUUCAAGCUGACUCUGAGCAGUGGCAGAACUCAGUGGACUCUGAGGUCCACGGAGAAGGCCUGGGUGGAAGGCCAGGCUGCCCCACGCCUGUCCUCACCCCAGCGAUGCCUUUCCUCGGGGGUUCUGUACAGAUGCUGCCAAGCCCUACAGAGGCACGCCUGCCAGGCUUCCUCCAGAAGAACCCUUGAGGUCAUGGGGUAUCAGGCUGGCCUGCACACACUCACACCCACUCUACAGAGACGUGAACAUGUACACACCCAACCCACAUGGGCAAGCCCAUUCCGUAUUCUGGAAGAAAAGUGCCAAACUGGUUAUUUUUCUUUCUAGAAACCAGUCAUUACAGUAACUGAAAAAGCUGGAAUCAACCAAAGCUGAGCGAUCUAGCUGAAUGUCAUCAAGUCCAUGGGUGAGGCAACUGGGCAGUUCAGUUGCUCAGUUAACCUGAUGAUUCCUUUCUUUGAGAUCAAGGCACACACCUUUUGGAAUAGGUUAGUUGUCUGAGCUAUUGUGUUUAGUUCAUCCCAAGAGAAUCUUACUUUGGGAUAAGGGAGGAGGGGAUCAGGAAGAGAAGCGCAGGGGAAAGACAGGUGUGUUUUCUUACUUGUUGUGCAGCAUCUGUUAGCAGCCUUAUUUCCAAGGUGAAUGCAAACAACUAACCAGGUCAGUUCAGCUCUGUGAAGUCCCUGCCUCUUGUGGUCAAGAGAUGUCCGAGUCAGUCGCAGCCUAACCUUCCUCACCUCAGAGCAGCCUUCCAGCCCUACUGUGUGUAUACAACACUGUUGCAGUUUUACUCAUUAUCUGCCCAUCUCUCUGACACCCCCAAGAACCCCUGGGUGUAAAACUCGAAGUCUGCAUUAACACUGCCACGCGGGGCAAUAUCUGACACCUUCGUGGGCUCAGCAGUGAUCCCAGAGGCCUGGGGAGCCCAGGCAAGCUUGAGACGACCUGCCCCUGCCCCAGGCCUCCUCCCUGUAGCAAUACCAAGUGCUAUUAUGUAAUCGAUGGACAAUUUAUAAUUUUAUUUUUUAUGAUUGUUUCUAUAUUGCUGUUAGCAAAAGUGAAAUUAAAAUAUUUCAAAAGGACAUCUUUAU